Molecule: messenger RNA, 12052 nt
Organism: Pelagomonas calceolata
Lineage: Eukaryota; Pelagophyceae; Pelagomonadales; Pelagomonadaceae
Source: the annotation of a GenBank genome assembly
CCCUCACAGACCCCGCCAACGCAAAAUGAUCCUCACAAAUUGCGCCGCCUGCGCCGCUCCACUGGCCCACGACCACAAGAAAAGGUGUAGUAGGUGCAAGACCAGAUAUUGCAAGACGCGCGAGACGCGCUCCGCGCCCGCGAGACGAUGGCUUCCGACGACGACGACGAGAUUUCAUGCGAGGAACUCGCCAAGGCCUUGGGCUGCACGGUGGAGGAACUCGACGGAUAUUAAUCGGGGCGCGGGGCCGUAAGCGUCCAGGACGCGUUUCGGACGGCGCGCGCGAAACUCGCCCAAGAGCGGGCGGAGCUCGCCAAGACGCUCGCCGACGCGUCUGCGAGGCCAUCGCAAGAUGCACAAAAGUAAUAAAAACGACUAUGGUUUGCAUUUCUUCUAGAGCGCGUCCUGGCGCCACGGCACAGCUCAACCGGGCAGGACGUAGAGGAAUCGCCCGAGCGCUCAACUUACUCCCCCAACAAGAAAAACUAGGCCGCCGCCUCCCGCUCCACCAGCGAGAACCGCGGCAACAACCCCCGGUUCUUCCGCAGAUACCCCAGCACGGCCCCCUCCAGCAAUUUCCGCGUCUUCUCCGGCAGGUUGCCGCCGCCGACGCCGACGGCCUUUUCCCGCAGCUGCCGGAUCGCCUCCGCGUCGCGGCCCGCGUCCGCCUCGCCGACCAAUUGCUGUAUCAAAUCCCGGCCGAACUCGUCCUCGCGGAUCAUCUUGCUCAGAGCGUCGUGCAGGCCCUGGAAGCGGUCGUGCCGCACGGCCGAGCACCAGUCCUCCCGCAGGAAGGCGACCCAGUCGUCGACGACGCCGCGCUCGUAGGCCGCCCACGCGCCGUUUAAAUGGGCCUCUUGCCGGCCGACGACCGCCGCGAGGUUCCGCGGCUCGACGGGCGCUUUCCCGAGAUAAAUGAUCUCGCAGAGCAGUCCCGAACCGUCGACUUUGAGGAUGGAGUACUUGUCCCGCGCCGCGGCGAGGUCGCGCAGCGCGUGCACGCCGGAGCUCUUCUCGAGCAGAGCCUGGGCCUGCGUCGAUGGCGUCAAGCGUGACGGUCAGUAAGCGGUCGGCUCUCUCUCUCUCGCAGGCGGAAGAGCAGCAUACUCGGCGUAGCGACUACCGGGAAGGCAAAAAAAAGGACGCGGACCGCGCACCUCGUCGUUGCCCAGCAUCCCCGUCGGCAGCGCGGUCGCGUCGACCGGCACGGUGGGAAGCGCCGCGCGGCAGUAGAACAGCCCGCCCGGCAGCGUCGCCGACACGGCCCGUGCCUUGCGAAAGUCCGGCGCCUCGACGCUGGAAUCCGUGAGCCGCGCCAGCAGGCUCUGGGCCAGGCACGCGCCGAGCUCGAGGGAGUUGAACCGCUCCUGGCCCGCGACGUGGCGGCCCGCGGCGUAGAUGCUGUCGUCGCAGGUCUUGAACGUUGAAUCGACCGUCAGCGGGUAGUCCGUCAGCGCCGCCGCGUUCGCCGCGACAGCGGGCGUCGACGCGCCGACGACAAGGCCACACUUCAAAUCCACGAUUUCCGGCGGGGGCGUCGCGGGCCGCUCGACCCACGCCUCGACGUCGUCCUCUUGUGGAGGCGCCGGCGCCGGCGCGUCGUCCUGUUGCACCGGCCGCGCGAACCGCGCCGCGCUGAGAGCGCCAUUGUCUCGUACCAGCUCGGCGAAUUUCAGCCCGUACUCGACGGCCACUUCCAUAGACUGCUGAACGACGCGGUCGAUGACUUGAUCGCCGAGCGGCUCCAAUUGAUCAUUCUCGCAGGCUAUUUUGAUGUUGGACGCGGCCACCCCCAAAUCCAGGAGGCGCCGGGCCGCGGCUAGGGCAUCUAAGCCGCCGCCCACAAUAACCACGGAGCCCUCCCCGAGUUUCGACACCGCGUCGGCCAGCUCGUCCGAGGCGUUGUCCGAGGACAGCGACACGAAGCCAGAUAAAUCCGUGGCCUCCUCCUCCAUAUCUGACGGGACCUUGGUGAGCUCCGCCACAAUAUCGACCUCGGGCGAGUUCCAAUCGGCAAGGUCGCUCGCGUCGGGCAGGAGCUCCUUGCCCGCUUUCGUAACGAGGUCCCGCUGCGCGCUUUCCUGGAGGCCGUGGGCCAGCACCAGAAUGUCGUACGGCACUAACGCGCCGUCGGGCAAUUGUACAACCUUGGCCUCGGCGUCGACGGCCACUGCUCUAGCUUUGAUGACGCGCAGCCGCUGCCCCAGACCGAGCGCCUCGAACUCAAAAGGCUCGGGGUAGUCCUCGUCGACAACCACACCCGAAGCGCGAGAGAUACCAGGCUCGCUGAUCAGCGUGACGCGCUUGACGUUCGCCGUCGACGAGAGCAAUAGGGCCUUGAGCAUGCCGACGGCGCAGGUGCUCAGCCCUAUCACAACAAUCCGCGCGUUUACCUCCUGUGUAUAUCGACCGUUGGUACCGCGUCGCGUCGAUGGCGUUGGGGUGGCGUGGUUCGAUGGCGUGGGGGUCGAUGGCGCGUCAAAAGGGACGCCGGGAAAGAACAAGCCGCGGGUCCGACGCGAGGCGCCGCGCGAAGUAGUGCAAUAAAGUGCCGCCCGGUACCUCGUCGCCGCGCUUCCGUCCGAGCAGCUCAUCCCCGGGAUUGGGCGUCGCGCGCCACCGCGCCGGCACGGGCACCAGCGUCUCGAGGACGUGCAGAGGCACCACGUCUGAUGAAGGAGCCUCGUGAUAUAAUAAAGUCUUCUCGUACAAACGCAUCGCCUCCUUCAGCACGUAGCGCCCGAACGUGGCAAAUAUCGGGUUCACGACCAUAUCUGUUAGCACGGCCUGGGCCCGCGCGCGGUGGCGCUCAAAGGGCACGUAGGCCUCAAUAUCAUAGUUCGCCUUGUACCAGUCGAUAGCAUCCGUCGAGGCGCCUUUACGCGAGAGAUCAACAACGGCGACGACUUGCUCGUUCAUGAGCGCAACAAAGGCCGCCGUCGGCGGGUUGUCCUCCAUCUUCGUGUCUGCAUCAAUCGCGAACGACGAGACGUCUCCAAUUAACGCGGCGGCGCCCUCGGCAUGUAGUGACGGGUCGUAGCGCCUCACACUUAAAGAAGAAGGUGCGAGCAACGCGUCGCGAUGCAAUAAAUAGAGUGUAUGGGCAAAGGUCGAGCCCGCCCUCGGCGGGAUGGACACGAAGGCGUCCAGAAAUGCAGCUCUUUGUACCGUCGGCGGCGCCGUGACGACGCAGUACUUUUUGUCCGGCCACAACUGGAACAUGGCCGCGAAGAAGUCCGCCGCUCGCGACUCGUGCUGCGCGUCCAGGCAGAAGAGCGUCACGGCCAUGCAGUUUGACUCGACGGCCACCUCCUCCUCGGCGGCGAAGGCGGCCGGCGCGGGCGCGGCCGCCGGCGCAUCGGCCGGUUGCUCGGACGGUACUUGACCCUCCGUCGAGGAGCCCUUGACGAGGUUCCCGAAGGGCUGGAGCUCGAAGCACGCGCCGAGCGUCGCGACGUCAAUGUCUGUGGAGGCACUUAGUAAUCCGACCGCGUGGUCGUCGGCGACGGCGACGAGCUGCUUGUUGUUUUCAUCCGCAUUUUCAAUAAUUUCCGCGAGGAAGAAGUCCCCGAAGUGCUCCGCGAGGACUUCAGAUUGCGACUGGAAGAUCGGCAGCAAAUCAUCGGAGUCCUCGACGCAGGCGCCCCUCACUGACAGCGUCGGGGCGAGUUUCGUCCGAGGACAGUACGCUAAGUCCGAGUUUGCUAGGAGCGGCUCGGGCGACGGCUCGAGCACAUCAAACAGCUCGGCUAGCUCGGGAGGCGCUUCCGGCGACCGCUUGUCCGGCUGCCGCGCCAGAAUCAAGUGGUCCACACCUUUUAGAGUAGAGACGGCGAAGGUCAGACACGCUCGCGUAGCAGCGGUGUCUGCAUCAAGUGCCGCAGAGAAAUCAAUCCACGCACACGUGCCAAUCGCGCCACCCUCCGUAUAAUUCGCACAAAACGUAGAAGCCCAACUUUCGGCAUCGGCCGCUUUGCAGCGCGGCGGCGCGUCCCCAAUCACUAAAAACGCCUUCAUUUUGCCAUCCUCAACAGCUGAAAUACAGAGGUAGCCCGUCUCUAGUAAUUGAGCCACAUUAUAGUUCCCGUAGCGCUUGCGAUAUUUCGCCGCGCCGCCCGUCAGCGUCACGAGCGACGCGACGCCGGGGCUGUCGUCCGGGGUGGCCCUUCGGACUUCCAUUGCGCUUGUGUUUGCAGCAGUGGGCCGUGCGGCCAGGAGUGAUGGAGCACGUGAAAGUUUUGAGCUGUCUCGCACGAGGGCUGGGUAUGGGCAGCCCUUUUGCCUCGGGCGCUGGACUUGGGGCAGCCAGUAUCGGUAACUCCUAGCUAGCGUCGCAAGUGCCAGGCCGAUUCCCAGCACGUUCAGGAGUGGCACCCACGGCUCCGGACGGCUCGGAGACACGUCGGCCUCGCGGAAAACGCACUAGCACCGAUGAGCCUCCUCUGCGCAUGCGAGGCUGCCCCUAGCUGCCGCGCGGCGCAUCCGUGCCGCCACGACGCGAGACACAGCGCAGUAGGGCGCCCGCAACCGCCCCGGCCGGCACGCGCCAUCGCCGCGGCGACGGACGUACAUAAGACACAAUGGGAGCAGCGGCAUCGGUCGAGCGCGCCCUCGCGGCCGCGCCGGACCAGCUCUCGCGCGCGGCCUGCGACGAGCUGGCCGCGCGCCACGGCGUCGCCGUCAAGGACUCGCUCUUCGACGUCCUGGGGGCGGGGAAUGGGACGGUGGCCAAGGCCGCGGUCGUGCGCUUCUGCCAGCUCGACGCGCUCGCGCACGGCACCUGCGGCGCCGCCGCGGCGCCGCCGAAGACGCCCAAGGCCGCGCGCAAGACGGCCCGCGAGGUCGUGCGCCGCACGCUCCUCGCCAAGGGCGCGAGCCGCUUGUCGAAGGGCAGCGACAAGGGCUCGAGCCGACUAUCAGACGGCUCGAUUGACACGCUCCUCGCCAAGGGCUCCAGUAGAUUAUCAAACGGCACGAUGGACAAGGCGUCGCUCGACGCCGUGGGCGAGGGCCGCGCGCGCCGCGGCACGCUGCCCAAGGAGAAGGACGCGCCAGCGGAUUUGCCCGACGGUGCGACGGUGGCGCCGCCGCAACGGCGCCGGACGCCGUCCAUGUACCUCGGCGGCGCCCCGCGGGAGUCGGAGUCGGAGAAGAGAUUGAGGGAAUCCAUAAGGGCGCUCGGCGCCGAGACGCGCAUCCGCAUGGAGCUCGACCGGGCCACGGCCAAGGAACGGCGGCAGAAACGAUUAGAAGCUUUAAGGGUUCAGGCCGAGCAGGCCCUCGCGUCGCUCGAGGAGCUGCCCGAAGUUGAAAAGCGCCGCGUGCGCAACCAGGGCAUCCUCGCCUUGUAUACGCCCGAGAAUUUGGUCAAAAGGGAGAAGAUCCGCGAGGACCCGCGCGUCGAGAAUAUCCUGGGGAAGUGGUGGGCCGCGUCGUUACGCUAUGACGACAAAGACCGCGACGAGGGUUUGAAUCGGAGCGAGUACGCGGCCUGGCACUCUCGUUUGUUAGCGUUGUAUGCUGCUUUAGGAUUAGACGAUGAUCCGCUCACGGACGCCGAGAAGAACCGUAUUCUCGAGGAGGAUUUUGCUUUAGAUAGUGGCGGCGCGAAAGUCGUGGAUGAAGAGAAGUUCCUGCACGCCGUCUUCCAGGUGGCGGACCAGUGGGUCGAAAACAUCGACGCGGCGCAGUACGCCGAGUUUCUGGAGCGGGCCUACGAUGUUGUUUAUAGAGAGCUCGUCGACGCGGACGCGAUCAAGCCGCCCGACAGUUGGCUUACACACUUAAAAGGCAAGGCCAACAAACCGUGGGACCUGAACCGGACCUGCGAGUUCGCGGCCGAGAUGUACCGCCUGAAGCUGGAAGGUAGGGGCAAGCCCAAGGUCUGGGGCCAGACGCUCGGGCGCUUCGUGCUCUCGCACAUCAAGGAGCGGUUCGGCCCGGGCAACUACCGCAAGCAACUCAGCGGCUUCGUGCAGCGUAUUCUACAAGUCGUCGAGGCGCCGCCCGAGGACCCGGCCAUCUUCGCCUGGUUGUUGUUGUUUGCGCAAUUGGCUGGAUUUCAUUCCCGAAGCUCGCGCUUGCCCGCCUUACCACCAGCCGCGGAGCAGUACGUCUUAGAUACCUUAGCGGCGUCCGCCGAACUCAUCUCGGAAGACGACGCGACCUACUCCCUCACGGCGUGCAUGGAGAGGCCCGGCAACAAAGCCUUGGUCGGCCACAUCCGCGCGGACGCCGCGAAGAAGCUGUUGCUGUCGUUGCUGAAGAAGGCGCCCUUCGAAGACGAACCGCCCGAGUUCGCCAAGGCCAUGGAGUCCGCCUUCCGGUCCAUCGUCUCUAGCAAAUCCGUGGGGCAAGCCGAGCUUUUGACGCUCGUCGCGGCGGGCUACGUGGCAGCGUCGUGCCCGGGCGUGCUCCGCGCGGACUAAUAGGCGUCCUCCCCAUGUCCCCGACCCUGUAAGCUUCGUGUGCCAUUUCUCUCGCGGACUCGACUAAGGUACCGCAUGCGGCACAUUAGUGAAAUCCAAGAUCUUACACAGUAGACUUAUGCGCCGUCGUCGUCCGAUUGCGACGCGAGCACGUUUUCAAAUUCGGCGUCGAGCCCGUCGUCCGAUCGCGGAACGACCAGGCCCGCGUCAGGGUGGAGCUCUCUCUGGUGGAGCAGGUAGAGGGCGACCCUUUCAAAGAGGCCCAGAAGCGCCGGAGAACAACUCCCUUCGCGCAAUUUGUCCGCGGCCCGCCUGAUGAAUUGCUCGAAAACGGGGCCCGCGUACUUAAUGAACGGCGCGCGCUCGGCCGUGUUCAAGCUAAAGAAGAAUUCCGGCCACUCGAGUGCAUAAUCUAGAAAUAGCACGGGCCGGCCCAAGUCCCCCAGAAUAAAUGCGGUCAUAAACAGCUCCUUCUUGACGGACUUUGGGGCUUUAUAUCCUUGCCGGGCCGCUAGUUCCAACCCAACAGCCCUCGCCCCGAGCUCGUGACCGAGUUGAUCAAUGAUGUUCUGAGCGCCGCACCAGUGGGCAAAUCGGGCGAUCCCGGAGAUGUCGUCGAACGCGAAAUCGGCCGGCGUUUUUGUCCGUGGACCAAGGAAGGGAUAACAGAGCGCCAAAAAUUGCACGACCGUCCGCGCCGAGUGGUCGCCGAGCACCGGGACGUCGCCCGCCUCGGGCAGGUCCUGGAUCAUCGUGCAGUUGAUUUUCAGGACGGCCGCGCACGCCGGAAUGCGCGUCUCUUCGCCGUCCUCCGUCACGACGAAGAACAGGUCGGUCUCGAACGCCGGGUAAAAUUGCUCAACUUUGGGGAUUGUGUCUAUUUGGGGGUCCCGGAUGCAGUUUCACGACAGGCUCGCUUUGCGACGCUCAAGAGGGAGCUCUAAAAAGCUCUUAAAGCAAGAAACUGGUCUGUUAUUGAGGGCCUCGCACAAGAGCUCUCUGGAAAACCCGUGUCUCACUGGUGUUCCCGCAGUGGUAGAACUAAGAGAAACUAUUACUUCGCAUCUGUUGCGGGAGGCGGCGACGCCCACGGGUCCCACGACCCGAGCGCCGCCGCGUGCCGGAAGCCGCACGCGACCGUCGAAGCCGAAAAGCCUGACAAAGCCUCGACCUUCUUCGGGUGCGGCUCGCGCGCCUUGUCGCCAUGACCCAAACAUUUCGAGCCGCCCUGGCCGAAGGAGUACAGCACGCCGUCGGUCGACUCGACCAAAGUGUAGCCGCCGCCGCACCAGACGCGCUUUGGCAAAGGGACCCUGCCGCCCUCCUCCUCGAACAAGUGCGGCGCGGGGCCCAGCGCGAGCUUCGCGCCCCACUGUAGCAGUUCGGCAUCGGUAGACACGACGGCCACAUGAGAAUGACCAGCAGCCACCGCUGUCGCCUGCAACGGCACGUCGUCCCGUUCCACUAUUAUAGGUAAGUCCUCGAGCGCGUAGACGUCCAUCGCCAGGCCCCCACCUAAACCGAGCUGGCCCUGGUCGUUGCGGCCCCAGACUCGGACUAAGCCUUCCGAACACCUCGUGACCGUGAAGGCCGAACCGGCUUGGGCUUCGACAAUCUCCACGUCGUCGAGCGCCGUGACCGGUUCCGGCUUCAGGACGUCAGAACUCCCACCGUUGCCAUUCCUACCGUGCUCGCCCGCGCCGCAGGUCCACACUUCCCCAUCGGACGUGAGGAAGACCGAGUGGGCCUCGCCCGCGGAGAUCGAGGUGACUGGAGCUUCCUCCAACGCGCCUUCGAUCAGAGUAGGUUCGAAGACGUGGUCCCGCGAACCUUGCCCCAGGUGGCCGCCGCCCGAGACCCAGGACCCGCCCCAGCCCCACGCGUAGCACCGGCCGUCCUUGUCCAAUGCUAAUGAAUGACUUUCGCCGCAGGCGACCUUCACGAUCUCGACGCCCGCGAAGCCCUGUAGCAUCUCAGGCUUGUGUCGGUCGGCGUCGUCGCCGUGGCCCAGCUUGCCGUUCUCACCCUUGCCCCAGGACCAGACCUUUCCAGAACCGUCCACCGCUAACGUGUGGUUCGUGCCGCAGGCGAUGUCGCGAAAGUCGACACCCUCGAGUUGUCUUGGAGUCAGCUCCAAAUACUGCUUCAUGAGCCCGGACGUGACGAAGGGGUAGUGGCCUAGUUCGCCGUGCGUGCCCUCGCCCCAGGUCAGGCAGACGCUCGAGGACGUGGACGCGCGGCGGACCGCGAUCGCUGUCGAGCGCGCGGCGACGCGCGUGGUGGCGGCGAGCAUGCUGCAGUCAGUGGUUGCUACCGCAGCGAUGCUCGUCGGCGGCGCAGCUCUUCCUCGUGAUUGAUACGAUGAAUCUCCAGUAAAGUAAACCCUGUGGCGGCUGCGCCGUGCUAACUCCAGGACACGACGUCCCUUUAAUCCGCGAGACCUAGCUGCUGUAACACACUAGCUAGCUACAAACCGGCCGAAAAAUCAAGGGCAGCCGCAAGGGCAGCUAUUUUUGUUUAUUUAAGCGAUCACGGACGCUAGACUAACCCUUGCGACGGCGUAGUUGCAAGGAGAAACAAACAAAAUAGCAAGGGGCAGCAUUUGAUGCAAAGCUAGUCCAAGCAGCAAUUAAAAAAAAAUGCGACGACACCGCGGCAAGCCGCAGCCAUGGCACAACAAAGCGCCGCUCAAGGCCCUGGCCGCCGUCCUCCUGGUGGGCGCUCUGGUGGUAGCGGUGCGCCAGCAGACGCACAACGAGUGGGAAUCCGCCGAGAGCACAUCCGCGGAGGCGCUGCGCGCGCUGCGCGCCGCCGACGCAAGGGCUCGCGACGCCGAGGCGAAGGCCGCGGACGCCGACCACGCGCUGCACGAGGUGCGGCACACGGCCUCGACGCGCAACGAGCUGAACCAGGCGCUGCGGGCGCGGGCCCAGGCCGCCGACGCCGCGGCGGCGGCGGCCGAAGCGCGGGAGCAGGCGAGCGAUGCGCGCGCGAAGGCGGCCGAGCGCCGGGCGGCGCAAGCCGAGGCGGCGCUCCGGGCGAGCGCCACGAGGCCAUUGGUUAAAAGGACGGGCCCGUUCAGGCACGUGAACGUUCAAAAAGCACCGGGCGCGCCAGUCACCUAUCCCCCGGGCCAGCGCCCGUCGUGGAUGACGCAGGUCGACUGCUCGGCCUACGACUACUCCUGCGCGUCGUCGCGCAUGCGCGGCGCCUACGAGGCCUACCCGCUGCAUCGGCCGCCGGGCGAGAUCUCGGACACGCUUUCACUAGAUUCGGACGGCGGCGCCGCGUUCCGCAAGCGCGUUCUCGAGCGGCUCGUCGCGCCGGCCGCGCCGGCCGCGGCGCCGUCGCGACGGUGGUGGCUCGCGGCGACGGCCUCCGACGACGGCGCCGUGCAAAUCUCCAAGGACCCCGAAAAGACGCGGCGGGCGCUGGAGGCGUCGCGCUUGACGUCGCUCGACGACCGCCUGCAGGCCGCCGUUUCCUCGGAGGGCGCCGUGCCGGGCGCCACGGUCCUCGCGGCGCCGCUCAGCAGGCGCCUGGCCUGGACGAUGAUGGACAAAAAGUACGCGCACGACAUGCUCUUCGACGUCGCGCACAUGGCGCGGCACGUCGCCGGCUUCGAGAAGCUCGUCGUCGUCGCGCUUGAUCAAAAGACGACGCGCGCCUGCGCCGCGGGCAGCAUCAGCGCGGCGUUCGCCGGCGCGGCACAAACGAGCGGCGUCCAGGCGGCCGGCAAGAUGAAGGGCGUGUCGAACGCGCUCGUCGAGGUUGUGCAGGGGGCCAAGUUCAAGGCCUCGCUCUGGUUCGUGCAGCACAACUACGACUUUGUGUUCUUCGAGGCCGACGUGUGGUUCACGAAAUCCAUUGAUGUAUUGUGGAGCGCCGCGCACCGCGACGUCGUCACUUAUCAGGAGUCGCGCCGGGCGCCGCUCGAGGACUUAGAUCUGUACGUGGCGGCGCACCAGAACAACCCCACCUCCACGAAUAUUGGGGUUUACGCCGCGCGCGCGACGGACGCUUCUAGGGAGUUCUUUUCUGGGUUACUGGAAGAAAUGCGCCUCAAGCCCCACAAGCACGACCAGCUGUUGUUCCACAAUUUGUUGACGUGGCACCGCAUGAAGCCGACGCAGCCCGUCGCCAAGGAGUGGCGCGACGCUCCCAAAAUACCGAAGCCACAGAACCCGGCGGCCUGGGCGUUUAUUGAUAAUCACAUGGGCGUCGCGUCGACGCACCCUAUAAUAACACAGGACACGGCCUUCGUCCACACGUUGGGGAAUAUGCCCCUGGAUUCGCAGGAGGGCAAGAAGAUCCACGCCAAGGAGCUGGGCGGCUGGCACGGGCUCGGUACUCCCCCGGGGACGCCUAGUUAUUACGGCCCCUCGGCGCACGACGGCCGCACGAAGUACCUGGCUUUAGAUGGUUCUCCCCUGAACGGCAUCUCGCUCUGCGAGCGGGACGGCUACCACAACGGUAGGAUAGCGAAAGCUAGAGUGGCUGUAUUAUUAGCGUUGGCGGCGUACACGGGCCGCGUUUUGUUACUACCGCGCAUCGUCGUGGACUACCAUCAAUAUUUACUAUGGACGUUCCUCGAUUUGGAGAGUGUGGGCUACGGCGUCGAGUGGCGCGAGACGAACUUCCCCUCGAACCCGCGGAGCUGGAAGAACGGCACGCACGCGUUCGGGUCGACGGCGCGCGUGUCGCUGCAGAAGCACUCCGUGGGGACGAUGACCUCUUCUGGACCGCGGUGGGCGGCUUUUGAAUCGACCUCGCCGCGGCGUCCUGGCGAGAUGGCCGACGUCCUGGCCUCUGCUUUGAAACCGCACGGCGACGCGGAGCUUUUAUUGGUCGAUCUGGCCUUUGCGGAUGGACGAUUUGUGUCGGAGCUCACAAACUGCAGAAACGAGAAGGAAUGUGAGCGCCGCGGCGUGCCAUGGGAGCUCGUCCAGCUCUACAGAAAGCUGCGGUGGUGUGGGCAGACCAUCGACCUCGACCGCUUCGCGGCCAAGUCGUUCCAGGGCUGGGACUGCUGGGGGAAGGGGCGGCCGCCCGGCCCGCCUCAGUAAGUUGUUGUGUAUUACUCCUCCCAGUCGUAAGUCUGGUAGCCGCGUGGUGACAUGCGGUUCGUGAUGCGUGCGAGCGGCCGCAGGAAGUAGUCGCGCAGUUUUCGUUGCGUCCAGUCCGCCUGGAUCAUCACCACGAAUAAAGCCGCCGCGACCACCCGUAAAAAGCGAAUCCACAGCGGCGGGAACGGCCGGAAGGGCGCCUGCUCCCGCUCCAGGCGCUCGGCGUCUUACGCGUCGUCUCUUCUUCAUCUACAGCGCUUCGAAGAAGCCAAGGCAUUGUUGCGCAUAAUGUUGCCCGUGGCGCGACGUGUCCUCGGAGAGAAUAAUGAGAUCACGCUCAAGACGCGGGCAAUUUACGCGAGGUCGCUCUACGAGGACCCGGCCGCCACGCUCGACGAUCUCCGAAAGGCUGUAACGACGCUCGAGGAAAUUGAACGGACUGCGCGGCGCGUGCUCGGCGGCGCCCAUCCGCUGACAACUUACAUUGAGCGAUGCCUGCGAUGCGCGCAAGCCGCGCUCCGCGCCCGCGAGACGCCGCCGAGCAGCCCGGGGGCAUAA